AAGCCGAAUAGACAGCUGAGAGAGCCAACUGCAUCUAUCAUCUUGAAGCCAUUAGACCAAUUGCAGGGUGGUAGGGGAGGGAGGUCUCUGUUUGCAGCAUCCCUGGAGCAGCCCCUGUUGUGUGAAAUACAAGAAAGGGCAAGACGGGGAGGAAACCAACGAGGAGGCAACCGGAGAACGGGAAGGGGAUCUAUUGGAGGCUGCCGGGAUAGGGUUACUCUGGUGUGUGGAGUCCAUCUUCACAGAAACACGGCUGUUUUGUCAAUGUAAAUAGCCUGUGCAGUACCUAUAUUGCUAAAGGGGGAAGCAAACGAGGAGGGGCAGCCGCUGGAGAAAAUGCUGCCUCUUCCAAUGAAAUCUUCCCCUCUCUAGCUACCCCGGCCUGCCGCAGAUCACCUCUGAAGUCAUGCGUGUUGUAUAUUAAGAUCACAUGGCCAAAGCAUCAUUAAUGCCUCAGCAGACCCCAAACCAGAGGGAAGACGCCUGUGUUGACCAUGAGCCGCGCUAGAAGCUGAGCGACACAUCAGCGUUCACACAGAGAUUGAAAAUACAUCCUUCAGUUCAAACUGUUACACCUGACCAUGGCUGUGACUGCAGCUGAGACAACUACAAGUUUUCUUUCCACAACUGCCACGGCCACCCCACUUUCCUUUCUCUCGACGAGAAACGCCAGAGACAAUGUCACCUCCAGAAUGUCAUUAAUGACUGUUACUAUAACAACAAACGAGACCAGCUUCAAUGCCACCACGUUUCCAAAGGCGGUGAUUGAGGGCUCGGGAAUGGGAAUGGUGCUCUUACCCUUUGGCAUCAUCACUGUCAUUGGCUUGGCAGUGGCAAUUAUGCUGUAUAUUCGGAAACGGAAGCGGUUGGAGAAGCUGAGACACCAGCUUAUGCCCAUGUACAACUUUGACCCGGCUGAAGAACAAGACGACCUGCUGGAACAGGAACUACUGGACCACGGCCGGGAAGGCAGCAUCACAGGUCCCAAUGCAAAGUUUUGACAAUGACAUAAUGGUAACAGGAAAACAUGGUAAAGUAUCACCUGAGUGUCUUUUGAACCAUCUCUUUUAAACCUUUUUUUUCCCACAAUCCUCAUUCUUUCAUUAUUUCAGUAUCUCAAACAAUAACCAGUAGGUUAGAUGUUUGCAAUGUGUAAUGUUUAUCAUUUCAUAUAAACUAAUCUAUAUUAAAGUAUGCUAACAGAGGACACACACCAACACAAUCAAAGCAUUUCCCUUGGAAACUACACCUAUAUUAUCUUUCAUCCUUUCCUUUGUGUUCCUUCAACUUAAUACUUUAACAUCACAUUUUCCAGGGGCCACAUGCACAAAAGUAUGCAAAACAUCACCUUUUUUAUUAUUAUUAUUUUCAAAUAAGUAGACCUUGGUUAAGAUUAUUUAGUCAAACCCUUAUUGAGCAUUGCAUUGCAAAACAAUAUGUGUCAAUCAGCCCUACAAUUAAUUAUCAACGAAUUGUUAGACUGCAGGUUGGCAUUUUUAAUAUACUGGUAAAUUUAUUACAUACCCUAAACGAUUUGCAUACUAUGGUUUUUUUACAUGUGGCCUUAGAUUCUAACACAUUUUCUCCGGUUUCAGUAGUCAGUCAUACUCUAAAUCUGUAGGUUAAUUUAGCUGUUUUGAUGGUUCUAAAAUGAACAAAACAGAAUGUCGCACUGGGACAACUAGUUGUCAUCACCAUUCCUUACAAUCCAAGGCUGGAUUUAAUGUCACUAAUAGUUUUGUCUCCCAUCCAUCCUGCUGCCCAUCUACUCUGCAGACUCUCACAACCUCCCAGGGGACCAUGCAGAGGCCCAGUCGUCUGGUCUUCACAGAUGUAGCCAAAGCUCUCAACGCUUAACAGCUCUCUUCCAUUAGUUGGUUCAUUGAUAUACAGACUGUCUCUCAGGAAGGAAAACAAAGGGACAACUGGACUAUUUUUUGGAACAACUGGAGCUUUGGUGAACGUUUUCCUCACGACGACACAGUACCUGUAAUGGGUGUGUUUUUCAACAACAACAAACAAACGUAAGGUGCAUGUAUGAUGAGGGAGCAUAACGGGAAACGUCACAUAUAAUCUUGCACUGUUGUCAUUUGGCACACAAAUGCAGUGUAAUGCACUAUUCUUGAAUCAUGUUGUGUCAUUGCUGUUACAAUGUUUGGUAGCUUGUCAGUGAAGUUCUUCUGAGCUUCAAUCUCUACUACCAUGUUUGAUAAGAGAGUGUUAUACUGAUUUUGUGUUCUUUUGUCACUGACAAGCUUGAACUCCGGAUGUGUUACCAUCCUUAUGUACCCUUAGGUAAAGUAUUGUUUUUGUCUGUAUACAUUAAAACUAUUGAAACCAACUUGAAAAAGGGUGUUGUACAAAUCUAUAACAAAAGAGAGUCGAUAGGUGCGAUAUUUUAUUAAUAAGCGAUAAAGAGGCAGAAUAACACAAAUCACAUGGUAAAGGAUCAUAACAAAAAUAUAUAUCACAGGUUUGUGAGUUGUAUUAAAGAAGUGGAUGAGGACACAUCAAUACCAACUACAAAAUGGGGUUAAAAGUAAGGCAGAAAGGAUGAUUUCUCAAGUUACACUUCAACUUUUCAAUAGUUGAAAAUAGAUCAAGUACGGUAUGUAACUAAUUAUCACUAGCAGUAAGAUAUCAGAACAACAUUGUCCCCAUAUAGAGAGUAAAUAUCCAGACAGAGCUUGUGUAAAUAACAAACAUUAUGGUGAAAUGAAUGUAGGGAGAUGAGAUGAGUGGACUACAACAGUACUAGUUUGAUACUUAUUUCAAGAUUUCAUGAUGCACAUCGCCUGGUCUGAUGGAAAAGGUCAGAUACAACACACUAACUCAUUUCUUCAGAGAUGUCCCAGGCUUGUUAGUUUUCAGAGGUAGUCCAGAUGGCAAAAAAAAGUAAAGUCAAUGCAGAUGAACAAGAAAAUAUACCUGUAUGUAAAUUAAUUAAGCUCCUCUGGCAGCAAUUUAGUCAACAAUGCUGAAAUACAUGAAAGGUAUUGGGAUACAACAUAUCAGUGAUACAAUUGGCAAGUUUUAGGUGGAGGAAACACUCGAUACAUUGAUAGGUGAUAUUCAAGUCAUGUAAUAAACAACUAGUAAGUGAUACGUAGUUCAUGAUGGAUCCAUGUCUACUACAUAUGAUGACACAAUGAAUGAAUCUGAGGAGCUUGAAGUAUUUGCAACAGGCUGUCUGUCAGUUUAAGUGCAACUAUCUUGACCAACAAUGUCUCAAAAACAUUUUUGUGAAAACAGACUGCAGGCUAGAAUCCCAUUUUAUUU
Etheostoma spectabile (orangethroat darter) is the source of this 3279-nucleotide messenger RNA. RefSeq names its product chromosome 4 C3orf18 homolog (gene c4h3orf18). The coding region runs from base 582 to 1001 and encodes 139 amino acids. Lineage: Eukaryota; Metazoa; Chordata; Actinopteri; Perciformes; Percidae. The record is from RefSeq and is a predicted model, not a curated record. The transcript is spliced from 5 exons.